AUGAACAAUGCAGCGUUGCGCAUCAACGUUGGGAUGCACGUCGAGAUUAAAAGGUUUUUUUUUUCUGUUUUUCCAAUGAAAAUUUAUUUUUCAGAUCCGACGGCCGGAUACAUGGCGCCGUUGUGUCGGAAAUAAAAGCCGCGUCAGGAAAGUACAUGGUCGAAUGGUAUGAAAAGGUUUGUAAUUGAAUAUUCGCUGUAUUUAAUGGUCAAUUUGAUGUUAGGGAUAUUUUGCAAUGGCCGCGCUAAAAAUGAAAAUUCUAAUCUUUCUUGCCGCACUCAUUAGUGUCCGCGAUUAUCAGGGGAUUUUAAUUCGUGUCCACUCAGCGCGCAAUCAGGUCAAUGCCAGUUGAGCUUCAUUUAUGCGCGCAGAAACAUCUUUUCCUGUGUUUGUCUGCCGGUUAUUCAAUUCUAUUGUUUUAAAUAUAGUAUACCUAACAAGAAAGGUCAUUUUACUCUCCUUAAAAUCUGUCAGAACACUCCUCAAAAAACUAAUAAAGGAUUCUGAAAUUCUCAAGCUGCACAAGUUCCUAGUUUUUCAGAAAUAACGUCUCUUAGUCAAAGAAAACCUUCAAAAUCAGUUAAAAAGGCCAUUUUUGGAGCUUCGAAGCCUUAUUUCUUGAAAUUGUUGUGCAGAUUGAGACUUUCAAGACCUUACUUUGGUACUCCAAGGGAUAUUUUGACAAGUUUUCAGAAAAUUUCCAACCGCAAAAGUAAAAUGAAAUUUUCGAAGGGUUCUACCGUAUUCCUUUGAGCCACCGUAUCUCGAAAAACGGCUCGAGUGAUGAUAUUCAGUUUUUCAAAAAAAUCCUAAAAAAAUCGUGUUCUACAACAUAUUUGAUUUAGAGAAAAUUUCACCCUAACGCUCAUUUUUUCCAACUCAUCCUAAACCCAAAUGGCGCAGAACAAGUCUGCGCCUAAUUGAAAAACUAAUUAGCUUAUAAUAUUUUUUUAAAGUAAUAUGCAGUCUUAAGCUAACUAGGGAACGUUUUUUUAGUGUACUUUAAACCUCCUGGUUGCAAAACAAAAAGUUUGCUGGAAAAAAAUGGCGUCGUUGUGAAAACUUCCUUUUCUCAGAAUAUUAUUUCAAAAUGUAAUUUUCGAUCUGUUUUUAUUAUCAUUAAUUUUCAGGGAGACACGAAAGGUAAAGAAGUGACGUUGGACGAGUUGGUGACCAUCAAUCCGACGCUUUUCCGGCAAGCGGCGCCGACACCCACAGCCCCACAGCCGCCGGUCACCACGCGGUCUCGUGCUUCCAUCAUGCCGAACACUGCCAUCGUCUGUUUCACCGCACUCUCAGUACGACACGUAAAUCAAUUCAGAUGUUUCCCGAGUCGGAAGACGACGAUUUUUUGCUCACGUCAGCUGCUCCAGUUCCUCAGAAGCCGGCCCCCAAAAAGACUGUUCCCAAGUCUUCAAACCCUAAGCGUGAGAGUAAGAUCGGAAAAAGAAAUUGAGCGAGAAUUUUAGAAGCCUUGAACGAAACGAUCGCCAUAGCGGCUCCCCCUCCGGCCUCAGUUCCCUUCCGACCGCUCAACUCGAAUGGAGGAGCCGUUGACGUCGCGAGCCGCACUCGCCAACGUUCAAUGUCGCCCGUUGAAGCCCCGCCGACGACCCGAGCCACCGACGCCCUCAAUGGGAACUGUACGCGAGAUUCCGAGCUCUUCUCAACGUUUUGCUUGUUCCAGCGAAGCGACAGUCGAUGCAAUUACCCCGACCCGCGGCCAACGGCGCCAGUACACUGACGUCGCUCUCCCACGUCAGCUCGUCUCCUUCUGUAGCGCAACCGGCUCCAUCUUCUAAGGUACUAAGAAAUAAAAUUUUUGUUGGUAAACUGUUUGAAGCGUUUUUAAUUAGGUUAAUUUAAAAAAAAAUUGGUUUAAAUUUGAAAAGUACACUCGGGCAAAGUCAGAAUGAUGGAUAAUGGCCGCAAAAAAAGCAAAAAGAGUCCCUUUAUCGAGCGUUCCAUUUUUCCUAGGACUUGAAAGGCUUGAGAAAUGGUGGAAAAAAGGAUGCAUAGGAGCCGAAAAAAUGGCGCAAAAAGGCGAAAAAAAAGGACCUUUUUCAUCCUAAAAGGAAAUAUUAUAUAGAGCACUUUCCGACUUUGCCUAUUCAUGUCUUUUUCAUUUUUUCAAAAAGGAAUAAUUUUUUAUAAAGCUAGAAUGAGCUCCUGUUCCCAUAAAUAAUUGAUUUCCCAUCAAGAAAAAAUUGGGAUUAGAUUUUUAAAGGGCGCUACCCUUUUUUAUGUGAACACUUGACCGAUUUCUAGCCGACGUUAUUCAUUUUUUUUUAAUAGCUUUGAAAUAUAAGGAAGCUGUUUCAAUCAAUCAAUCAUUCAUUUUGUUGUUUUAGUCAUAGAUAAAAUUGACUAGGCGGUUUAAAAGACACUUUUGAAGCUAUAACGAAUGACUUGGCGAACUAGAAGUACAAACGUGUAGUUGAUCAAGUGAAAAGCAUGGUCUUACGGUCCUUCGUUUCGCUCAUCUGCGCGUAGUCCCUUAAGCUAAACCUUGACGAGCUCAGAAUGUAGCGGUCGUUGUUCUGGAGCUCGGAGAUCUAGGUGGAAGCCUCGAAAAACUUUACACGGAAUGAUUCUUGAUAAACGUGGUAACAAAUAGGAACGACCUGAGCUGAGGAAGCCGGUUUCUAUGCCAGCAAUCGCCGAGCUGGACCAAAGUCAUCCCCACUACGCGUUCUCGCAAAUGAUCCGCGAGUACCGGACCCAGGUUCUCGUCCUCCUCCUUCAGUCCGGAGAGUGAAUCCGCGGCGGUUUAGGUCGACUACAGACCUCUGUGCAUGAACGACGCCGUCGCCGAAAAUCGCAUCUCGGUUUGUGUCCGCAAGCGGCCGCUCAGCAAAAAGGAAGUCACACGGGGCGAAAUUGAGGUUCUUUUUUUAAAUUUUUUGUUCAUAACAAAUCGACUUUUUUGAAAAAAUUCUACAUUUGAUCAACAUUUCCAACGUUUUGGUAGUCAAAGGGAAAUUAUGCAGAGUUUGAAGCCAUCUUUUUUUUUUCUGUAAUACUUUACUUACUUUGAGAAGAGAAAGAAAAGAUAACUAAAUUUUGGAGAGUCAAAGAAAAUUUUGCAUCACUUUGAAUACGGCAUGAAGCAACUGAGCACUUCGAUGAGAAAUUGAGGUUCAAUGUCCAUAAAAAUGGUUUUUGGCGUGAAUUCUCGGAAAUUUUUUCAAAUCCCACAAAGGCCGUAAUCAAAAUGAUCCCGCGAAACUCAAAAUAGCCGUCAGAGAAAGGAAAAGAUAACUAAUUUUUGGAGAGUCAGAGAUAGUUUUAUUACUUCCAACACGGCAUAAAUUGCAAGAAUUUUCAAUAUUCUUUUCCAUUUUUAGGUCGUGACAAUACCCAACAAAGACCACAUCAUCCUUCAUCAACCCCAAGUGAAAGUCGACCUCACCAAGUACCUAGAAAAUCAAAAGUUCCGCUUUGACUACACCUUUGAUGAGAAUUCGACGAAUGAGCUGGUCUACAGGUGACUUUUUUUUUUCAUUUUCGAUAGUCGUUUCCCUGUUCUUGCUCAUGACUUUAUAAGCUUACUCUGAAGUUUGCUGGGAAAAUUUUUAGUGGCCACUGUAGAGGUUCGCCAAGGACUACUAAGAGAGGACACUAUAGUGGCCACUAUAGAGGUUUCCGUUUUAGUGGCCACUUCAGCAGUUUUUCAUCCAGUAUUCAUUCAAAUAACUGAUAAUUUUAAAACAAACAGAUUGGACCAGUUAAGUGAAUUCAUUGACCCCUAAAGUGGCCACUAAAUUUUUUGUGGUCUAGUAGUAGCACUUAGACCUCUAUAGUGACCACUAAAUUUUAACCCCUUAAGUGGCCACUAAUUCGACUACUAUUGUGGCCACUUAAACUUCAAAACCCUAUAGUGGCAACUCAAAAUUUUCCCAGUGAUACUCAGUAUUUUCGGACUUUGAAGCACAGUCAGUCUCUUGUGACUCAGCUCAAAAUCUGCAGAUUCACAGCCCAACCCCUGGUGAAGACGAUAUUCGAGCAGGGAACGGCGACCUGCUUCGCCUACGGACAAACCGGCUCCGGAAAAACGCACACGAUGGGUGGCGACUUCACUGGAAAAAAGCAGGUCGACUCGGAUUUUUUGUAUCUAUUCAAUCCAUUCAUGGACAGACUAUUUUUUUAAUGGUUUUCCUUGAAAAAUAGCGAUUUUAGAAAGAAAAUGGCUAUCAAACUUAUUUGGAACGGUUAUACUCAUAAAAUUUUCAUAUUCUCAUCAGAAUUCUCAAAAAUAAAAAUGGCAAAAAAAAUGAAGCGGCAAAAGGAUUCGAACCUUCGUCCGCAGCCAAGCACGCUAGCCACUGCACCACCCUCCUAGCUGCCAUGCAAUGGUUGGUGGCGCGGUCAGAUACCUACCAAACGGCGUCACAUUAUUAAACAAUUCCCAUUCCUUCAAAGAUUGUUUGAGCAAAUUUAUAAUAGAAAAUCCUGAACCUCAAGCUAAAAUGACCUCCCAUGUCAAAGUUUUCAUUUGUAGAAACAGUAGAAAAAAGAUCACUUAUAAGAUUAUAAUUGAAAAGAAAAUUUGUUAGCGAUUAUAAGGAGAUGAAAAAAUAUAAUUUUCUCGUCUGAAAGUUGCCUUCCUUGUAGAACGCCUCGAUGGGAAUUUACGCAUUGACGGCCCGCGACGUCUUCCGAUUGGUCAGCUCCGACUACCGUCGUCAGCAUCUCACUGUCCACUGCUCCUUCUUCGAAAUAUACGGCGCUAAGGUCGUAUUUGUUAUAUAAAAAAACCGUGAAAUAUUUAAACGUUUUUUUAAAUGUCUUUGAGAAGUCUUCGAUGACAUAAUGCAACGACUUUUUGUAGGUCUACGAUUUGUUGGCCAACAAGGCAGUCCUUCGAGUUCUGGAAGACGGGAAAAGUCAGGUGCAAGUGGUAGGACUCAAGGUUAUGGACGUGGAUUCCGAGCAGAUGGUAUUUUCUGUAACUUUACCGAGUAUGCCCUAUGAGAGCUUCAGGUCCUGGAGUUGAUCAACCAAGGAGCCGCCGUCAGGACGGCCGGAACGACGUCGGCCAACAGCAAUUCGUCGCGUUCCCACGCCGUCUUCCAAAUCAUCCUCAGGCAGUACGUUCGCUCCCAGAAGAGAAAAGAGAAUGAUUUCUCCACUUUUCAGAGGAAAGAAACAAUGGGGCAAGUUCUCACUCAUCGACCUGGCCGGAAACGAACGUGGACAGGACACGCGAGACUGCGACCGGGAGACGAGACUCGAAGGCGCUGAGAUCAACAAAUCUUUGCUGGCUCUCAAAGUUUUUUUUUUCGAGAAAACGGGACCCUAGAAACAUUGGUACGCUCAGGAAUGCAUCCGCGCCAUGUCCAACAACAACUCGCACGUGCCGUUCCGCUCCUCGAAGUUGACCCUCGUGCUCCGGGACUCGUUCGUCGGCGACAAAGCUCGGACUGUGAUGGUGAGGCCAUUAUCUCAGAAACAUGAAUUGGACAGUCGCGGCCUCUUCUCAAAAGCUUUCUCUUAUAAUCUGUUCAUAUUUUUAAUGUCAAGUGCAAUGACGUCAUUCAAAAACACUCUGUGGAUGGCUCGCUCUCUGAUUGGUUUAUCGCGCCAUUAGAGGCGGACCUUUAGCGACGAAUUGACAUUCAAAAUCUGAACAGAUUAUAUCUCUUUUUGUUCACCCUUUCACUUCCGAUGGAAGACGCGGUUUUCCUCACUUAGGAACUUCAGAGUGGUCCCUGUAGGGGCAACCUUAUGGAUCCCUGGAGGGGCCACUUUACGGACUACUUUACCAACCUUCAUAGGGGCCACUAGAGCCACUAGAGCUGCGAAAUUGUUCCCUAUAGGGGUUUGCUAGUCGAUAAUUCUAAUUAAAGGAGCAUUUUCUUGGGAAAAACUGAAUAAAUAAACGGUUUUUGAAUGAAAUUGAAAGACCCCUGUAAGGUCCACUUGAGCUUUUGAGGAUCAACGGUGCAGGGACCUUUAACCCCUAUAGGGUCCACCUUGAUUUUACCUUAUAGGGACCACUUUGUCAGUCCCUAUUGUUUUCCAUCCUAACCCUAUAGGGACCACUCUGGAAUUCCUGUACGUCUCAUUUCAGUGACUGAAAUUUUUCUUUUAGGGAUAAUAUCUUUAAAAAAAAUCAAUGGGCAGUGGUUAACAUUAACCUUGAAAAUCGCCUAACAAGUUUCCAUCAUUAAACAGAAAAAAGAAGAAACAGGAUCAAACUUUCAGAUUUCGAUGAUAUCGCCAGGUUUGUCGUCCUGCGAACACUCGCUGAACACGCUUCGAUACGCAAACAGGUGUGUUAAAACUGAGGAUCAUCUUUUUUUAAAUGAUACAUCUUCCAGAGUGAAAGAACUCGGAGCGGAUGGAACCGAUGAACGAUUUUCUCCAAUGGAGGACGCGGCCUUCAUGUUGGCGCCCGAGGAGUUUGACUACGACGACCAAGAGACGCUCGUCGACAUGUCCUCCGUCGAACAGACGGCUGAUGACGUCAUCUCGACGAUCGUCGACGUGAGAAGCUGUUGCCAGUGAAGAAGAUGAACCGACGACGUUUGCAGGAUUUGACGAAAAAAGGAAAGGAUGGCCGCCGACUGAAAGAGUUGAUCGCCCAGGGAUACGUCUCGCAGGCCAUCGAUGGCGCCGUCGCUCUCGUCGAAGAGCAGAUGACGUCACUGCAAAAGGCGCACGGUUUGUCGGCUUUCUGACCUCAAACACGUCUCUUUUACAGAGAAACUGAUGUCAACAAGAAGGGCUCUCGACGGAGCAUAA
Caenorhabditis auriculariae is the source of this 6747-nucleotide messenger RNA. Lineage: Eukaryota; Metazoa; Nematoda; Chromadorea; Rhabditida; Rhabditidae. The record is from the annotation of a GenBank genome assembly.